AUGUAUAAACCGGGAAACUACUUCUUUUUGGUUCCCUGGAUUGCCUUCAUUCCCUGGUAUGGUAUGCUGAUAGCGAUGCUUGUGUGCUGGGCCGCGCAGGGCCACCCCAUCUACUGGUUCGUUCACAUAUAUCAAUUCCCCGUUUACAUAUCUCAUAUCGGGGCCACCAAUCUCAGACCGCUGUUUAUUUCUUGUGCUGGCUGGCAGGGCCUGGGAUACUGCAUCACGAUUGCAUGCGAGUAUUUCCAACGCAGUGGAAGAUGGCCCUUCCAGCGUUCAGCGCUGGCGAGUUCAUCUACCGCAGACCAUGCCUCGUCGUCCGUGUCCCACGAAACGUUGAAGUCCAGCUACGGCGACAUGCUGCGGUCCGCCAAGUUCUUGAUGCCUCCAUACUACACCCGCCAUGAGCGGAAUUGCAUUUUCGCCAGCUUCGUACUUGGAGUCAUAGGCGAGGUCUGUUUGCUGAUGUGCACUAUCUUCUCUACGGUCGACUACCACACGGUCCAUUUGACCAUGGUGGGCCUCUUCUGCGCCUUUAUGUUCUUGUCGAUCUGCUGCAAUACCGCUGAGUACUUAAUGAUGGGCCGGCAUUACGCUCAGCUGCACCCAUUGGCAGAUCCGCAGGACAAGUUGGUGGAGACACGCUGGAACCACUGGGUCGGCCAUAGUUUUAACAAAUACACCAUCAGCGCCAUUGCCAAGAUGAUUUGGCUUGCAGCUGCCCUUACAUGGGCUUUGUGUUUCGCGGGACUCGAAGAUAACUCUAAAAGUUCGUGUUUCGAGUGGCUUCUAGCAUUUUGGUUUGGACUGAUAUUCGUCAUUAUCUCUAUUGACUUCUACUUGGGUGGUCGCUAUAGAGUGUCCAAGUACUUCCACCAGGUCACCUCUUUCGAAGGCUACUACAAGUACGACACGUUGGUGCCAGCUCCACAUCAGACGGAGCCCGUGGUCUGA
This is a messenger RNA of Lachancea dasiensis, 954 nucleotides long. NCBI's taxonomy places the organism in Eukaryota, Fungi, Ascomycota, Saccharomycetes, Saccharomycetales, Saccharomycetaceae. The record is from the annotation of a GenBank genome assembly.